Dipodomys spectabilis (banner-tailed kangaroo rat) is the source of this 2325-nucleotide messenger RNA. It is a transcript of the gene Def6, whose product is annotated as DEF6 guanine nucleotide exchange factor. Gene Ontology annotation, cellular component: cytoplasm; nucleus. NCBI's taxonomy places the organism in Eukaryota, Metazoa, Chordata, Mammalia, Rodentia, Heteromyidae. The record is from RefSeq and is a predicted model, not a curated record. The transcript has 11 exons. The coding region runs from base 60 to 1955 and encodes 631 amino acids.
CUUCCUGAAACCGGAUCUUGGUGUCGGAGCCGCCCCCAGGCAGGGCAGGCGCCUCAGCCAUGGCCCUGCGCAAGGAGCUGCUCAAGUCCAUCUGGUACGCCUUCACUGCCUUGGACGUGGAGAAGAGCGGCAAGGUCUCCAAGUCCCAGCUCAAGGUGCUGUCCCACAACCUAUACACGGUCCUACACAUCCCCCAUGACCCUGUGGCCCUGGAGGAGCACUUCCGAGAUGACGACGACGGCCCAGUGUCCAGCCAGGGCUACAUGCCCUACCUCAACAAGUACAUCCUCGACAAGGUGGAGGAAGGGGCUUUCGUUAAAGAGCACUUUGAUGAGCUGUGCUGGACCCUGACGGCCAAGAAGAACUAUCGAGCGGACAGCAAUGGGAACAGCAUGCUCUCCAAUCAGGAUGCCUUCCGCCUCUGGUGCCUCUUCAACUUCCUGUCUGAAGACAAGUACCCCCUGAUCAUGGUUCCUGAUGAGGUGGAAUACCUGCUGAAGAAGGUGCUUAGCAGCAUGAGCCUGGAGGUGGGCUUGAGUGAGCUGGAGGAGCUGCUGGCCCAGGAGGCCCAGGCAGCCCAGACCACGGGUGGGCUCAGCGUCUGGCAGUUGCUGGAGCUCUUCAACUCUGGCCGCUGCCUACGGGGCGUGGGACGGGACACCCUCAGCAUAGCCAUCCAUGAGGUCUACCAGGAGCUGAUCCAAGACAUCCUGAAGCAGGGCUACCUGUGGAAACGAGGGCACCUGAGGAGGAAUUGGGCAGAACGCUGGUUCCAGCUGCAGCCCAGCUGCCUCUGCUAUUUUGGGAGUGAAGAGUGCAAGGAGAAAAGAGGAACCAUCCCGCUGGAUGCUCACUGCUGCGUGGAGGUGCUGCCCGACCGCGAUGGAAAGCGCUGCAUGUUUUGUGUGAAGACAGCCAGCCGCACCUAUGAGAUGAGCGCCUCCGACACGCGCCAGCGCCAGGAGUGGACGGCUGCCAUCCAGACAGCGAUCAGACUGCAGGCCGAGGGGAAGAUGUCGCUGCAUAAGGACUUGAAGCAGAAGCGACGGGAGCAGCGGGAGCAGCGGGAGCAGCGCCGGGCAGCCAAGGAGGAGGAGCUGCUAAGGCUGCAGCAGUUGCAGGAGGAGAAGGAGCGGAAGCUGCAGGAGCUGGAGCUGCUGCAGGAGGCACAGCGGCAGGCGGAGCGGCUGCUGCAGGAGGAGGAAGAGCGCCGCCGCUGCCAGCACCAGGAGCUGCAGCAGAUGCUGGAGGGCCAGCUGCGGGAGGCUGAGCAGGCCCGGGCCUCCAUGCAGGCUGAGAUGGAGCUAAAGAAGGAAGAGGCUGCCCGGCAGCGGCAGCGCAUUGAGGAGCUGGAAGAGAUGCAGCAGCGGUUGCAGGAGGCCCUGCAACUGGAGGUGAAGGCCCGGCGAGAUGAGGAGGCUGUGCGCCUCGCCCAGACCAGACUGCUGGAGGAGGAGGAGGAGAAGCUGAAGCAGUUGAUGCAGCUGAAGGAGGAGCAGGAGCGCUACAUCGAGCGCGCACAGCAGGAGAAGCAGGAGCUGCAGCAGGAGAUGGCGUUGCAGAGCCGCUCCCUGCAGCAGGCGCAGCUGCAGCUGGAGGAGGUACGGCAGAACCGGCAGAGGGCUGACGAGGACGUGGAGGCUGCCCAGAGGAAGUUGCACCAAGCCAGCACUAACGUGAAACACUGGAAUGUCCAGAUGAACAGGCUCAUGCACCCAAUUGAGCCUGGAGAUAAGCGGCCUGUCACCAGCAGCUCCUUCACAGGCUUCCAGCCCUCUCUACUUGGCCGCGGGGCCUCAUCCCUAAAGCGCCUGACCCGCUGGGGAUCCCAGAGCAGUAGGACCCCCUCCCCCAACCGCAGAGAGCAGCACCAGUCCCUCAAUGGCCGGGAGGAGACUCCUGCCCCGGCUUCCACCUCUCAGGAAGAGAAAUUGGACCCCGCACCAGAAAAUUAGCCUCACCUCAUCUCUUGUUCUUCCCAACAUCAUGUCUACCAGAACCUGGCCGCAGCUGGCCACAGCUGGCCUGUGGACAACGCUGACAUCUGCUAGGGGAGGGCUCUGAGGUCCUGGUGCCAGGAACUCAGCCCUCCAACCGGAAGCUGAUCCAGGAUAGAACAUGGGUCACCUCUUGUGCCAGCUCCUAGGCCCAGUCCACGGAGGGUACGCACGGGUAUGUCGAUACUUAAGGCCCUGUGCUUUAGCUCCAAGGACCCAGUGAGCAGGGCUGAGAAAGGCAGUGAACACGCAGACAAGGGCCACCGACCCCAGGCUGCCACCGAGUCAUGGAGGACGUACUUCCAAAUAAAAAGUGUUGUUGGAAACA